Molecule: messenger RNA, 2372 nt
Organism: Oryza brachyantha (malo sina)
Lineage: Eukaryota; Viridiplantae; Streptophyta; Magnoliopsida; Poales; Poaceae
Product: DEAD-box ATP-dependent RNA helicase 12
Exons: 9
Coding region: 111-1667 (518 amino acids)
Biological process (GO): P-body assembly; cytoplasmic stress granule assembly
Cellular component (GO): P-body; cytoplasmic stress granule
Molecular function (GO): RNA helicase activity; ATP binding; mRNA binding
Source: RefSeq, a predicted model, not a curated record
UCCACCCCAAAACACACGCCCCGCACCCAAAGACGGAAAAACCAUCGGAACCCUAGAUCUCUCGCGCGCCUCGCCGCCCCAAGCCCCCCAAAACCCUAGAUCCCCCCGCCAUGCACCACCCCAGGGCGCGCUAUCCUCCCGGCUACGGCUCCGGCGGCGGCGGCGGCGGUGACGGCGGCCGCGGUAAUGGUGGGGGUGGCGGCUUCGGAGGAAGAGGUGGCGGUGGUGGUGGCGGGGGUGGAAACCACAACUACUACGGCCGCGGCCCGCAGCCGCAGCCGCAACAUCACCACUACCAGGCGCAUCAGCAGCAGCAAUAUGCGCAGAGGAGCAACACGCAGCAGCAGCAGCAGCACCAGCAGCAGCAGUGGCUGCGGCGGAACCAGGCCUCGGCGGCUGAGCCCGGGGAGGCCGCGGCGAGGACAGCGGCGCAGCUGGAUGCCGUCGUCGACUCGAGUUCUGAAGAUUGGAAGUCACAAUUGAAUUUGCCAGCUCCAGAUACGCGUUAUAAGACCGAGGAUGUCACUGCAACAAAAGGCAAUGAGUUUGAGGAUUACUUUUUGAAACGUGAACUACUAAUGGGAAUUUAUGAGAAAGGAUUUGAAAGGCCAUCACCUAUCCAGGAAGAAAGCAUUCCAAUAGCUCUGACUGGUAGUGAUAUUCUUGCGAGAGCUAAAAACGGCACUGGGAAGACUGCUGCAUUUUGCAUUCCCGCCCUAGAAAAAAUUGAUCCGGAGAAAAAUGCCAUACAAGUUGUUAUAUUGGUACCAACACGGGAACUAGCUCUGCAGACUUCCCAAGUUUGUAAAGAGCUCGGAAAGUACCUGAAUAUUCAAGUUAUGGUUAGUACUGGAGGGACCAGCUUGAAGGAUGACAUUAUGCGUUUGUAUCAACCUGUUCAUUUGCUUGUUGGGACACCUGGUCGGAUACUGGAUCUAACAAGGAAGGGCAUUUGUGUGCUGAAGGAUUGUUCAAUGCUCAUAAUGGAUGAGGCUGACAAGCUGUUAGCUCCAGAGUUUCAGCCUUCUGUAGAGCAACUCAUCCGUUUCCUUCCAGCCAAUCGUCAACUAUUGAUGUUUUCUGCAACUUUUCCAGUAACCGUCAAGGAUUUCAAGGAGAAAUAUCUACCUAGGCCUUAUGUUAUUAAUCUUAUGGAUGAGCUAACGCUAAAAGGAAUUACACAACACUAUGCUUUCGUGGAAGAACGACAGAAAGUUCAUUGUCUGAAUACACUUUUCUCAAAGCUUCAAAUAAAUCAGUCCAUUAUAUUCUGUAACUCUGUUAAUAGAGUUGAGCUAUUGGCCAAGAAAAUCACCGAGCUUGGCUAUUCAUGCUUCUACAUUCAUGCAAAAAUGUUACAAGACCAUCGAAACCGAGUGUUCCAUGAUUUUCGCAAUGGUGCUUGCAGAAACCUUGUGUGCACAGAUCUGUUUACAAGAGGAAUUGACAUCCAAGCUGUCAAUGUUGUCAUUAAUUUUGACUUUCCCAAGACCUCUGAAACAUAUUUGCAUAGGGUUGGUCGUUCAGGGAGAUUCGGACACCUUGGUUUGGCAGUGAACUUGAUCACCUAUGAGGACCGUUUCAACUUGUAUCGGAUUGAGCAAGAACUUGGGACAGAAAUAAAACCGAUACCCUCACAAAUUGAUCUGGCGGUGUAUUGUCAAUGAUCAACCAGAUGUACAUAGCACCUCAUAGGCAGUUAAAUGCUUAGGUGCCACUCUUCAAACGACAUGAUAUAUUGUUUCGGGUAAUAAUUGAAGUUCUCUUUUGUAUGCCCAGGGUUUAUUUGGUGCCUUGAUGGGGUUUAUUUGGUGCCUUGAUGACACAUCUAAGCUUAUAUUCCAUUAGUGAGGAAGUGUUUUCUGCCGGCACUGAUACUAAUCAUGUUUAACUGCGGACUUGCAUUUUUGGCUGCUGGAAGACCCAGAGCUGCGGCCAAACAGAACCGGAUCUUUUCUGCCCCAUGUAUCCGCUUAACUGCGCUCAAGAAUCACUUUGUAUUCAUUUGCUAGCGUCAGUUUUGGUUUGUUACAUUAGGAUACUACUGAUUUAGUCUGUUGUUACUGUCAUUAUGGUUACUUCAUUUUUGUUUUUUGUUCUUUCUUUCUCAUGUUUGGAUUAGAAGUAUUACCGCACUUCAUUCAAUCACUAGUAUCCAUUUCUAUUAUACUUGGUUUAGACUGUUUACUUCAAUUAUUUUUUACGCCCGAUUCAGAAUAGCCUCGGUCCUGCAUUGUGAUGGUUUCUGCAUACCUCUGUUUGACCGAUUAGAAGCUUACAAAGUUGCAAUGUAAUCUGUGUGUAAACUUUACUACCGACUGAAAAAUGCUACUAACUCUGUUUUAAAAUAUGUUCAUUUAUAGAUUGUUUAG